AUGCAUAUAUCGAGCAAGAAUUGGCUAAUUUUAAAGGGUGUAGAGAACGACUGCAGCUCGUAUGCAGAAGCCGUCCCGAUUUGUGCCAAUACUAGUUGGAUUGCAUAUACAUAUAGCAAUACCGAUACGCGCCGACUUUGUUGCCAGCCUGGCCAAGUCGGUCUACUAUCCGGCAUUUGCGUGGAUGAAGCAGUUGCAGUGGCGAGCACAGCACUGGCUCUUUCGGUAACCCAAGUUACUGGGACAGUAUCUAUCCCUUCGAGUGUUGGCACCUCUCCAAGCGACAGGAACUCCGCGACUACGACCUCUCAGGGCGGCGCAGGUUCUGUAGUUCCCACUAGUGGACUAGCAGGUAACAUUCCUAGCCCGACGACGACGAGAAGCGGCUCACCACCAGCUGUUACAGGUGUUUCUGGUGGCAAUUCAUCAUCCGGAGACAAAAAUGGCAUCUCUGGCGGCGUUAUUGGUGGAAUAGCUGGGGGCGUUGUUGUCGGCAUUACAAUUGUUGCUCUGUUGGUCUACCUCGCAUUCUUGUUUGGAAGGAAGGACCGCGCAAGACGAAAUAAUACAAGCAACCACUACGGGGCGCCAGCGAUGGUGGAGGAGACGAGGAUGGCGCGACCAACUACGAGCAUUCAACCAGCAUAUCCCUCGAAAUAUGAUGUCGACCGCAAGGGGCCAGAGGUGACUCGGGCACCAGCGGGGUACCAUUCUUCUGCUCCAAACGCGCCUACUAGGUUAGCUGAAGUGGCGGAUAGCAGAGCGCAAGUGUACGGUCGUGCGGAACUAGGACACUCUCGUUGA
Messenger RNA from Hyaloscypha bicolor E, 804 nucleotides. RefSeq lists its product as uncharacterized. The coding region runs from base 1 to 804 and encodes 267 amino acids. Lineage: Eukaryota; Fungi; Ascomycota; Leotiomycetes; Helotiales; Hyaloscyphaceae. The record is from RefSeq and is a predicted model, not a curated record. The transcript is spliced from 2 exons.